This is a messenger RNA of Drosophila willistoni, 2011 nucleotides long. RefSeq names its product zinc finger protein 883 (gene prg). Gene Ontology annotation, molecular function: zinc ion binding; DNA-binding transcription factor activity, RNA polymerase II-specific; RNA polymerase II cis-regulatory region sequence-specific DNA binding. The transcript has 2 exons. NCBI's taxonomy places the organism in Eukaryota, Metazoa, Arthropoda, Insecta, Diptera, Drosophilidae. The record is from RefSeq and is a predicted model, not a curated record. Gene Ontology annotation, biological process: regulation of transcription by RNA polymerase II. Bases 83 to 1855 code for a protein of 590 amino acids. Gene Ontology annotation, cellular component: nucleus.
UAUAGUGGCAUCGCUAGAUUCCUCGGCUUUUACAGUUAUUUUAUUUAUUUUUAUUAAAUUAUUAUUAUUUAAGCGUCUUAAAAUGCUUAAUUUAGCCACGGAAGGAACGGAUACCCCGGCCUUUAGCACUGCAAAUGGACCUUCGACUAGUGCGGAAGAGGAUAACAAUGCACGGUGCCGUCUGUGCCACCAAGCGGCAGAGACCGCGGUGAACAUUUUUGAGAAUGAUGUGGAUUUCGGUAGCAUGGGUAGCAUAGCAAAUCUCUGCCAGAAUUUAUACGGCGUGCAGUAUGAACGCCAUGAAUUGCUACCGGAAAGGAUAUGUUCACGUUGCCUGGAGUUACUUGAGGAUUUCUAUAUGCACCGCAAGGGCAUGGAACAGCGGGAGCUAGCCUUACUGGCGGAACUUGGCGAGAUGCUGAAACAAGAUGCCAAAUAUCGUCCUGGUCUCAAUGGCAAUCCUGGUAUUUUUGAACCGGAAGAAGGAUGCAUUAUUGUGGAUGUCGAUCCUGAUAAGCUGUCGGAGACAAGCGAAGAUGAAUUGUAUGAUGAUGACGAUGAUGAGAAUGGAGAAGUCGAAGAUGAGGAGGAUGAAGAGGAGGAGGACGAGAACAUGCAAGCACAAAAUGGCGAUGAAAUGGAGAUGCCUUUGGGGAUGGACGCCGCGCAGAUGGCCUUGAUGGGAGCGGCGAAUCUAUCACAAGACGCGACCAUGGACUCACGGCCCAAAUGUGCCUAUUUGUGCCAGUUUUGCGAUUUGGGCUUUACUUUACAAUCUGAUUGUCAGCAGCACGAAAAGACAUCUCAUGAUGCAGCUGCUCCAUAUAGUUGCAGCUAUUGUAACUUGCGUAUGACAACUAGACCUCAAUUGAUUACCCAUAUUAAGACACUUCAUGAUGCUGACCGACCCUAUGUCUGUGCCCAUUGUCGCAAGAGCUUCGUGCGACGCUCAGAUUUAAAGAAACACACUAUAGUUCAUACUGGCGUGCGUCCCUAUACCUGCAGUGUGUGCGGCAAGAGCUUUUCCCGCAACACUAAUCUGACCAAACAUAUGCGCAUUCACAGCGGUGUAAAGCCAUUUGUGUGCCAGCAAUGUCCACGCUCUUUCCAAACGUCUUCGGAGAUGAUGAAGCAUAUGCGUUCCCAUGCUGAGAUCAAACCUUUCCAGUGUCAGCGCUGUCCGUAUUCAUCAUCGCGUAAGGACAAACUGGUGGCACAUCAGCAAGUGCACAAUAAACGUGACGUAGAGCAGCAGCAGCAGCAACAACAACAGGGUCAGGUUCAACUGCAGCCGCAAAUGCAACCGCAACUCCAGCCGCACAUGCUACAAAAUUAUCUUUACCAACAAACCGACUUUACUCCGAAUAAAGUUAAACCUCCUGCACAGUCAAAAUCAUCACGUAAUUUUCAUUGUGAUGUCUGCGACAGGAGUUUUCAGCGCGAAAGAGAUCUACAGCGGCAUCGGGCUCUUCACAUGGAUACGCUCUUCUCCUGUAAAAUCUGUCAACAGGGUUUCAAUCGUCGCGAACAGCUGCAACGUCAUGAGCUUGAGGCUCAUGGCCCUAGCUACACCUGUGGCGUUUGUUGCAUUAGUUUUUUGCAUCAAACGGAACUGGAGAAUCAUUUUAAAGUUCAUCAACUUCAACAUCAGAUGGCCAAAAGUACUCAGGAGGCUAUGAAUGUGGCUGCCGUGCAGACAGCUGCAGGCAAUGUUCUACCCAUUCCCGUUUCCAUGCCAAUGAUGCCCGUGGAGCAGGCACAACUACGUCCUUCAGCCGCAGAUAUUCAUUUUUAUAGCAACAUGAUACCCACUAUGAAUUUAGGCUUCUAUAAUGAAACCCGACCGGAAGAAUAAUAUGAUUAUUAUUAAGCACAACGAAAUAUAAGUUAAGCGAAAAGUGUAAAUUACAAAACAAAGUUAGUCUCGAUAAUAUGAUAAACCUAAACAUAAACAAAACUAAAGAAUAUAAUUUUUAAAAAUAAAGCAAAAGGAAUUAAGUUGUUUUCAUAA